Messenger RNA from Meloidogyne enterolobii, 429 nucleotides. Lineage: Eukaryota; Metazoa; Nematoda; Chromadorea; Rhabditida; Meloidogynidae. The record is from the annotation of a GenBank genome assembly.
AUGUUUGCUGAACUUCAGGACCUUGGACGUGAUCCACCAGCGCAAUGCAGUGCAGGGCCAGUUGGUGAUGACCUUUUCCAUUGGCAGGCCACUAUUAUGGGACCGCCAGAAUCGCCAUAUCAGGGCGGAGUGUUCUUCUUGACAAUCCACUUUCCAACAGACUAUCCGUUCAAGCCGCCAAAAGUGGCGUUUACGACUCGUAUAUAUCAUCCAAAUAUCAACAGCAAUGGAAGCAUCUGCUUGGACAUUCUGAGAUCUCAAUGGUCUCCAGCUUUGACUAUCUCAAAAGUUUUGCUGUCAAUUUGCUCAUUGCUCUGUGAUCCAAAUCCGGACGAUCCGUUGGUGCCCGAGAUUGCGCGCAUAUAUAAGACUGAUCGAGAGAGAUACAAUACGCUGGCUCGUGAAUGGACGCAGAAAUACGCCAUGUGA